AUGUCAUCUGCUUCGGCACCUGCAAAUUCUAUUCAAUCAUCAAUAUCCAUUAUUACUCGUGAUUCAUCGAAUGCUGUCAAUUCAUCAUCACGUAUGCAACAGUAUACAACUGAUCGAAUUAAAUUUCUAUUAAAACAACAACCAUCGACAUACAAGGUUCUUGAAAAUGAGAAAAAUAAAUCUUCAAUAUGUUGGAAAGUGUUUGGUUUUCCAGCUAAAAGAAUAGAAAAUACUAAUGAAUAUCAAAAGAUUGAUGGUUUUACAAGUUGUCGAACAUGUUAUCAAACAUUUUCUUAUACAGUAACUACUGGAUCAAAAUUUGGUGAAUUUGAUGUCAGUUGUGCUUUACGUGGUGCCGAUACAAUAUCUAAUCAUAUUUAUGAUUUAGCUGAUGAUUAUCGUUUAAAAUUAAAAGAUAUUCUUCGAGAACCACUUGAAAGUGGUGCUCUUUGUGUUAGUCCUGAUCUUUGGUCAGGCGACCACAUGAAAAUCUCUUAUUUGGGUAUUACAGCAACGUUUACUACCUCAAAUCAUGAAUAUAAAACUGUUGAUUUACGUUGUAAACCGUUUGUUGGUGAUGAUCAUAGUGAGAAAAAUAUAUUAAUUGCCAUCCAAAAAGCACUAGAACCUUAUGGUAUUGAUGAUUUAACAAAAUUGAGUUUUAUGUCAGACCGAGGUACGAAUCUGAUCAAAGCUCUUCAAACUUAUGAAACAUUAUUUUGUUUUCCGCAUCGGAUCAACAACGUUUUGAAAAGAGCUUUUUUUCAACAAAAGAUUCGUCAAACAUCGACAAAUUCAUUAACAACUGUUCAAACGACAACAACAACACCAUCAAGUUCAAAUAUUGUUACAAAUGAAAACUGUCAAUCAUCUUCAUCAUCAUCAUCAGAAGAAGAGGAAGAAGAAUUGUUUAAACUAACAAAGCAAAUUAAAAAGAAAAAAACAAAAAAAAAUAAAUCAUUAAUCCAUAUUGAAAAUGAUCCAAUGAAAUUAGAAUUAAAAGAUUUACAUAUAAAAGCUCAAGAAAUAAUUGAAACCAUUAAACAAUGUAAAAAGUUGGUUCGAUAUAUUAAGAAGGUACUUAAUUUCUUGAACUUGGAUUAUUUUAAAAUACUCAUAUAUAAUGGGGAAGUUAUCAACAAUAAUGGUCUCAAUAAAGAUAUACAAGCUAAUGGUGGCGUUGCGUUGCAACAAUCAACGGUCGUGAGAUGGUUAUCGUUAAUUGAUUUGUUGGAAAGUUUAGUUAAAUCGUAUAAACAAACUAAACGAAUAUUAUUUAGUCGACGACAACAAGAAAAAAUCAAUAAAAUCGAUGAAUAUGUAUUAAAACAGUUAAUUUGUUUGCUUAAACCAUUCCAACAUGUAUUGCAAUUGGUUCAACAAGGUGAUUGUCCGUCCUUAUAUAUGGUUCUUCCUUGUACAUUAACUUUGAGAAAAGCAUUAUCAUCAUUUGAUGAAUUAAUGAAACAUCAAAUGUCAAAAACAGCUGAUAAUAAAGAUGAAAAUACUGAAAAUAUUGAUGUUGAAGAAGCAGAACUGCUUGCAGAAUCCGAAGGUCUUCGAAUACUUCGAAUACGUUUAUUAGAAUUAUUUGAUUUAAUGUUUAUAUUGGAUUUACGCCAUUAUACUGCUACAUUAUUACAUCCACGUUAUCGACAACUAAAAGGUUGUUCAAAUGCUGAACGUGAUGAAGUUUAUAGCUAUAUUCUUCAAGUUUCUAUUCUUCAACAAUAUGAAGAUGAUGAUGAUCUGAAUUCAUCAAAAGUUGAGAAUAAUAGUUCAGGAAGUGAAGAUUAUGAUUAUAAUUCGGUACACACAGAUGAAUUAGCAAGAUAUUUAGCUUUAGAGCUUGACAAAUCAAAAUUGUCAUCAAAUCCACUUGAGUUUUGGAAAGAAUAUCAAGGAAUGUUUCCUGUUCUAUCGAAGCUUGCUCGACAAAUUCAUUGUAUACCUGCAUCAUCAUCUGCAGUAGAAAGAUGUUUUAGUUCAAGUGGUUUUAUUAUUAAUGAACGUCGAACAUCAUUAAGUCCUGAUCAACUCGACAAUAUAAUAGUAAUUAGGUCAGUAAAAAAAUUACUGAAGUAA
Molecule: messenger RNA, 2085 nt
Organism: Rotaria sp. Silwood2
Lineage: Eukaryota; Metazoa; Rotifera; Eurotatoria; Philodinida; Philodinidae
Source: the annotation of a GenBank genome assembly